AGAAUCCACCCUUUCGACAGUUACAGUUUGGGCUGGACCCACCGAGAGUGAUAGACCACGUCUUCACAUUAGGGAAAAGAACGAAAAUAAUUUAGAUACGUGUAAAAGACUUUUUGUUUUUAUUUAUUUAACAAAAGUUUAAGAAGUGAAGAAGAAGAAAUAAUUUUAAAAGAAGUUUUCCACGCGAGAAACUCGAGGAGAAAACAAAGACGGGUGUUUUUUUUUUUUAGAUAUUUAUUUUUAUUUUAUUUUAUUUGUAUUUGUUUACACUUCGGGAAAACACCGUUUAAAUAGUUACAGAAAAGAAACAUUCAAGCAUGUGCAAGAUAUUAAAAGUGUUCCAAGCUGGGAUACUGACGUGUUUUUUAGGAGGAUGGGUCUUUUGCAGCGGAACGGCAAAAGCGAAUGAAAACUUUGCACCUGAGGGCUGGCUGCAGCAGUAUGGCUACCUGCCUCCGGGUGACCUGCGCACCCACACUGUGCGCUCUGAGCAGACCAUCUCCUCGGCCAUCGCAGACAUGCAGCGCUUCUACGGGCUCCGAGUCACCGGCACGAUUGACCCCAAGACCAUCCAAGCAAUGCAGCGCCCGCGGUGCGGCGUUCCUGAUAAAUUCGGCUCAGAAUUGAAAACCAACUUGCGGCGGAAACGCUACGCCAUCCAGGGGCUGAAGUGGAACCACAAUGAAAUCACCUUCUGUAUUCAGAACUAUACUCCCAAGGUAGGGGAGUAUGAGACGUUUGAAGCAAUCCGCCGUGCGUUCAAAGUGUGGGAGCGUGUGAUCCCGCUGCGCUUCAGAGAGAUCCCCUAUCACCUGAUCAGGGACAAGCACGAGACGUUUGCUGACAUCAUGCUGAUGUUCGCCGACGGUUUCCAUGGGGACAGCACCCCCUUCGACGGUGAGGGGGGCUUCCUGGCACACGCUUACUUCCCUGGCCAGGGCAUAGGGGGCGACACUCACUUUGACGCCUCCGAACCGUGGACUGUCGGGAACUCUGACCUUUCUGGUAACGACGUGUUCCUGGUAGCGGUUCAUGAGCUAGGCCACGCCCUCGGCCUAGAACAUUCCAAUGACCCCUCUGCGAUCAUGGCGCCUUUCUACCAGUGGAUGGAUACGGAGAACUUCGAACUGCCUGAUGAUGACCGCAGAGGCAUCCAACAGCUGUACAGUAACUCAGCGUUCCCAGCACCCACCGUCCCCCCGAGGAAGCCUGACACCACCACCACCACCCGGCGCCCCCAUGUCCCCAGGACCCCCGGCAAACCCAACGGACCCCCAUACGGACCCAGCGUGUGCGAGGGUGGCUUCGAUACCAUCGCUGUGCUGCGCGGGGAAAUGUUCGUCUUCAAGAACAAAUGGUUUUGGCGUGUUCGUAAUAACCGCGUGAUGGACGGCUACCCCCUGCCAAUCGGUCACUUCUGGAGAGGCCUACCCGCCUCCAUUGACAGUGCCUAUGAGAGGAAGGAUGGCAAGUUUGUCUUCUUCAAGGGUGACAAGCACUGGGUGUUCUCUGAGGCCAGUCUGGAGCAGGGCUAUCCCAAGAACAUCCGAGAGUUAGGAAAGGGGCUGCCCAAGGACAGGAUUGAUGCAGCGCUGUUCUGGCUGCCCAACGGAAAGACCUACUUCUUCAGGGCAGACAAAUACUACCGCUUCAAUGAGGAAAUGAAGUCUGUGGAUUCGGACUAUCCCAAACCCAUCAGUGUUUGGGAAGGAAUUCCGGAUUCUCCCAAAGGAACAUUUAUGGGAAGCAAUGGAGUGUACACCUACUUCUACAAGGGAAACCGCUACUGGAAAUUCAACAACCAGAAGCUGAAGGUGGAGCCAGGCUACCCCAAGUCAGUGCUGCGAGACUGGAUGGGCUGCGAUGGCGACGGGGAGUACGACGAGAGCCCUGACGGCGGGGAGACAGAGGUGAUCAUCAUCGAGGUGGAGGAAUCGGACCGUGGGGUGGACGCAGCGGCCAUCGUCAUCCCCGUCCUCCUCUUGAUCUGCGUGCUCCUCACCCUGGGAGCCGUAAUCUUCUUCAAGCGCUAUGGGACACCCCGCCGCCUGCUCUACUGCCAGAGAUCCUUGCUGGACAAGGUUUGAGACGAAAAUCAACGCAGCUGGCUAGGUUAAAGGGCUGUAGCAUGUCUGAAUCUCUUUCUCCUGCUUUCUCAACCCCCAAUAAUUUACACAUCCUUCCAUAUUUUGUAGUCUAAACAUAAAUCUGUAGGGGUGUUGUUUGAACGUUUAAACAUUUUUCCAAGUGUGUUACUUUUAACCAUUGUUGAAUGUAGUCUCAUCACAUUAAUGUUGUGUAUCUUGAAAAGUAAAAGCACUUCUGACCAUUGUCAAAGAUAGGUGUCUAUUGGAGAGCUGCAGUGUUUGUGGAGUAGGGUGUGCGCAGUGUAAGACUACUUAUUCUAGGUCUUUUCCAUACACACUUUAAUGUUGUGCGCAUGUAGCCCGUCAUAUUAAAGUUGUAGACCAUCAUAAAAUAGCAACAUCACUAUAACGUAGAGAUUCAUAUGAUGGCUUUUUUGAUUUGACAUCCCCAAUAUGUUGAAACGUUCAAAUGCGUUUAGGUUUAGGAGAUUAAUUGGAAAUGAACACCCCUACAUCAGUGUAGUGUAUUACAGGCUCACAGUGGGCUGUAUUUUUUUAAUUGUCUGUGUAAGAAACAACAGGUGGUGUAUCGCUUGAAAACCGGAAUGCUUAUUAAAGAAGGGAAUUCUCAUACCCUCUUUGUCUCUUUUUCCCCCGCUUUUUUUAAAUUCCCCUAUUUUAGAUUCAUCAGUGAAUACGAUUUUUGAAUCUUGAAUCUGUACAAUGUGUUGUUGUAUUUUAUUUUGUGUGUGUGGUUUUUUCCCCCAGAAUUUAACAUAUAGAAAAUGAAAAAAAAAUGUUAAUUUUUUUAUUUUUUUUUUUAAGGAUUAAUUUUAUUUUAUAUUUGGUAAAAAAAUAUAUACUUUUGCUUGUUUGUUCUGAGCAUGCCUAUUACUUUCUUUUUUCCGUCCUUUUGUUUUCACUUGAUGAUGCAGCUCAAUAGAUUGCUGCUUUUUUAUUUUAGGAUUAAACUUUUAUUUUUUUUACUUUUGAUUGGUUUCAACGGGAAGGGAUUUGACCAACAAUUCAUUCAUGUGGUGCUGUUUCUCCAGCCUCUCAUUCCUGCUUUCCUCUAGAGGCCUGGCUUCCAGUUUGGGGGGUGGGCGUGCAUGUAACAGACAGACAGCGGACUAAUUCAUUCACCUGCUUGUCAUUCCUGCCUUUCGCCUUCCUCUGGAUGUCUGGGUUCCAUUUCAAUACAUUGCAAGAAAUGAAAAAAGACUUCGAGUCAAAACGUUUGUCAUUGAAUUUGUUACGUUUCUUUUAGUAUUUCUAAAUUCAGCACUAUUGAGUGUUUCAUAGUUACAGAUGUUUGGGGAGACUUGAUCAAAGUUAGCCCAAUAAAGUUAAGGGAAGUUUUUAAAGCUGAUUCAGUUUGAGUGUCGACAGAGUUAAUUACACAGAGUGGUGAGGGUACUGAAUGGGUUACCAAGGGUCACCGAGCCAUGUUGUUGAUGUUGAAUCAUUGGGAUCCUUUUAUUCUGGGAUGAAAUCAGCUACUAAGAACCGGAAGAACAUUAUAGGCUGAAUGGUCUACUCUUGCUUGUAAAUUUAAUUAACUUUCCCCUUAAAACGCUGAAUCUAUUUCUGCCUACAUUUGUCUUCUGUUAUUGCAGAUUAAAAUAAAAAUGUAUCUCCUUUUUAAAAAAUAAAAAAAAAUUUAAAAAAUAAUAAAAACACACUUUACAACAGACAAGACACUGGGGAGGGCUGUGGGAUUUAACAUUUAUUAUUUUAUAUUAAUAAAAGCUUUUUUCUUUUUCUUUUUUUUCUUUCUUUUGAAGUUUGGUUGUUUUUUUAUUUUAUUUGAACUGUUAACUACACCUGCAGGACAGGGCUGGCUAUUAGCAUUUUUGUACUAUUAUAAUUAUGUUAUUAAAAAAUACAAAAAAAAAAACAAACCUUCUGUUUGUGUGUAUAUAUAUAUAUAUAUUACACACAAAUAUGUACAAAUUUCAAUCAACCAAAUUGAGACCAAAGUGACAGGACGUGUGAAGAGAUUUAAAAAAAAAAUUCCAAAUGAGCAGACAGAUUUAACAGAUUAAAUGAUUGGUCUAAUUUUUAAAUGCUUCAAGAUGGAAAGGGUUUUAGUUAAGUAAUGUUAAGUUAAAUGGGGAUAAUUCAGUCAUUCUUGCAUUUCUAUUUAGGGUUCCAUUCUGGGGGGGGGGGGGGGGGGCUAGGUGGUGCAGACAGUCAGUGUGCUAAUUAAUUAAUUCAAUAGCCUCUCCAAUCUGACUGCCCAAAGAAAGACAGACCUCAAAACAAACCCAUUUAAAUAGUCAGGUAAAUACAAAAUAGAAAGAAACCCAGAAAACCUCAAUUUAGUUAAACUAGGAAUUGUAUCCUUUUGUGAACAAAGAAAAAAAAGCAUCUGUGGUCGAUAAUUAAGUGGAGUGGUAUCUCUAAUGAAAUGGUCUGGAGCUUGAUGGGGUGAAUCAUAGAUUUAGAAUGCAGUAUUUAUAUAGAAUGCUACAAAUAUGAAGUCACUACCUCAAAUGGCCUCAGAUGUUUGGCCAUUUUGUGAAUGUUUGACUUUAUAUGGUGUGAUCCGAGAUUUUACCAUUUCUCAUGACAAAACAAAGAGAGCUUUGGUGGAGCAGCGUGAGGAUCAAUGAAUGUUUCAUUGAGGCUUGGCAAAAUAAAAGCCAUGGCCAGCAGUAACCUAUUUAAUAGAUCGAUUGCUGCAUCUAGUCUUGAGUGUAAACAGUACAGUUUUUCACAGGCUAGAUGAAAUAGCUUCAUAAAAGUAAGAGCCAGCGUCAUCAGUGAACAGCUAAUUUCCUGUUGUAUUGCUGGCAAUACACAGAUGUUCACUAGAGGGUGCUGGCGUUACUAAUAUCAAGACACAUGGGCUGAUCUAGCCAACAUUACAUAUGUCUAUGGCAGGCAACCAGAACUGAAGAGAUGAACUCAGAUAAAAGCACCUUAACACAGACUUAUAAAAAAAACACUAACAGGUAGCCCUGUGACACAUCGGAACGUUAUUGUAAGCCAUAAGAAUGCUGGCAUUCAUUACUGCAGACUAUCUUCCAUAACUAUUCAUAGUGCUGAAUUUAGAAAUGCUGAAGAAACUAAAAUUCAAUGACGAACGUUUCGGAUAGAAAUAUUUUUCAGUGUUGAGGAUUUCUAGUUUAAACGUUUUUUGUCACAGAAUUUGUUUCUUUUAGCGUUUUUAGACUGCAAAAUAGCAACAUCUAACCAUUCACAUUCAUCUACAGUCUCAAGAGAUACGUUGAUGUAUGCUACUGGUCCUACUGUUUCUCCUCAUAGACCCCAAUGUUAAAGCCAGGCUGUUUCUCAUCCCAUAGACCCCAAUAUUAAAGCCAGGCUGUUUCUCAUCCCAUAGACCCCAAUGUUAAAGCCAGGCUGUUUCUCAACCCAUAGACCCCAAUGUUAAAACCAGACUGUUUCUCAUCCCAUAGACCCCAAUGUUAAAGCCAGGCUGUUUCUCAUCUCAUAGACCUCAAUGUUAAAGCCAGACUGUUUCUCAUCUCAUAGACCCCAAUGUUAAAGCCAGGCUGCCCUAUAGACAAGUUUCAAGUUACAAUGCUACACAAAAUAAAUUGUAAUUAUUUAAGACUUUAAAAAUUAUCACACAUCAAGGUUCUGGCCUUGAUAUUAAGGUCUUCAAAAAACAAAAACUAAUUGAAGUGUCCGUUAAUACAUUUAAAAUGUUAUUUGAUUAAAAAUACUAAACAUUCCAUAAAUUUGUUUUUUACGUUAAUAAUUUGUUGUUGACCUGAAUUAAAUAUUUAUUUUAAUUUUUUAUGGGUUAUUGCUUAUUUUCUUCAUUGUUUUUCUGGCUUAUUUUGUGAAUUUAUAAAUAAACGCAGUCUGUAUAAGUGUCA
Molecule: messenger RNA, 5935 nt
Organism: Acipenser ruthenus (sterlet)
Lineage: Eukaryota; Metazoa; Chordata; Actinopteri; Acipenseriformes; Acipenseridae
Product: matrix metalloproteinase-14
Exons: 10
Coding region: 318-2087 (589 amino acids)
Biological process (GO): extracellular matrix organization; collagen catabolic process; skeletal system development
Cellular component (GO): extracellular matrix
Molecular function (GO): zinc ion binding; metalloendopeptidase activity
Source: RefSeq, a predicted model, not a curated record